This is a messenger RNA of Linum tenue, 2154 nucleotides long. Lineage: Eukaryota; Viridiplantae; Streptophyta; Magnoliopsida; Malpighiales; Linaceae. The record is from the annotation of a GenBank genome assembly.
CUUACCCUUGCAAAAUCCUCCAUAUAUUUGGCAGAGCUAAAUGGCGAACCCAUAUCUGCCAACUGCCCAACUCCCUUCUCCGUCCUCUGCUUUCUCCCCUUCUCUCUCUAUAAAGCUACCUACUCUCCACAGCUCCACAGACAACACUACUCCAUCUCAAUUUUGCUUUCCUUAUUUGCUCGCCAGAAAGAAAGACCAAAUCAAGUUUUCAUUUGCUACUUUAAUUUGGGUUGCUCCCUCUUUGCUUUUCCGAGAGAGCAACAAUGGAGUUUGGCAGUGUGGUGCAGUUCUUGGAGAACAGGGCGGUUCUGAUCAUCGGGGCAACUGGGUUCCUUGCCAAGAUUUUUGUGGAGAAAGUGUUGAGAGAGCAGCCAAAUGUGAAGAGGAUGUACCUUCUCCUCAGAGCUGCUGAUGCCAAGGCUGCUUCCCAAAGAUUUCACAAUGAGAUUGUAGGACAGGAACUGUUCCGGGUAGUGAAGGAGAAAUACGGCGAAAAUUUGGGUACCACAAUAGCAGAGAAAAUAGUUCUGGUACCUGGUGACAUCUCAGUGGACGAAGGGCUUGGUGUCUCCUCCUCGGAACUCAAACAACAAAUGUGGGAUGAAGUCGACGUUAUUGUCAAUCUAGCUGCAACCACCAACUUUGAUGAAAGGUACGAUGUCGCGAUGGGGCUGAACACGAUGGGGGCGAAGCACGUGAUCAGCUUCGCGAAGAACUGCCCUAAUCUCAGAGUUCUCGUCCACGUCUCCACGGCUUAUGUGGCGGGGGAGAGGUCGGGGUUGAUACUGGAGAGCCCUCAUCGGAUGGGGGAGACCCUGAAUGGGGUGACCGGACUGGACAUUCAGGAGGAGAGGAAACUGAUAGCCCUGAAGCUGAACGAGCUGCGAGCUGAAGGAGCCUCUCGGGACGCCAUUAAAAGGGCUAUGGUCGAUCUUGGCCUCAACAGGGCGAAAGAGUACGGAUGGCCAAACACUUACGUGUUCACCAAGGCAAUGGGUGAGAUGCUGGUUGGAGAAAUGAAAGGCGAAAACAUGUCCGUCGUCAUCCUGCGCCCCACCAUCGUCAGCAGCACUUUCAAGCAGCCUUUCCCUGGCUGGAUUGAAGGCAUCAGAACGCUCGACAGCUUGGCUGUCGGCUAUGGCAAAGGUCGCCUCACUUGCUUCCUCGGAGACGUUACGGGCAUUCUCGACGUUGUAAGAUUCAUGCACACGAGCCUCUCUCAAAACAUAACUCGAAUUAUCGUAAUUCCUAACUAGUUGGUUUAUGACACGCGUGUCGUUUUUAUGUCGCAUGCACAGAUACCGGCAGACAUGGUGGUGAACUCGAUACUGGUGGCGAUGGUGGCCCACUCGAACCAGCCCAGAUCCGAACCGGUGAUCUACCAGGUCGGUUCGUCGGUUCGCAACCCGAUGAAGCUCGGGGAGCUUCGGGAUUAUUUUUUCUCCUACUUCACUCAGAAGCCCUUGGUCGGGAAGGACGGCAACACUAUCAGAGUCCGUAACCCUAAGCACCUCGCUAGCAUGGAGAGCUUCCACCGUUACAUGGCCUUCCGCUACUUGUUCGCCCUCAAGGGUCUGGAGCUGGCGAAUGCGGCCUUCUGCCACUUCUUCGACGGAGUGUAUAGCGAUCUCAACCGUAAGAUCAAGUUCGCCAUACGGCUCAUGGAGCUCUACCAGCCGUACCUCUUCUUCCGUGGAGUGUUCGACGACAUCAACACGGAGAAGCUGAGGAUGGCGGCGAAGGACAACGGAGUGGAGACGGACAAGUUCUACUUCGACCCAGCCGAGGUUGAUUGGGAGGAUUACUUCAUAAACAUUCACUUGCCUGGGCUGGUGAAACACGUCGUCAAAUAGAAAGGGAACUGGAUUACUUUAUGAGACAAGACACACAAAGUAUAUCUUACAUUAUUUAUGCCGGCAAAUUGGUGGUGGCUGAUCUCUGGAUUUACAAGAAUAAAGGAAGAAAGUCAAUAUAGGAUUGUUGUUCUUCACGUUUACACAAUUUAUUAACAGGGAGCAGAAGUUUGGAUUGAUUGAUUGAUUUACAGAAAAGAAUGUAAUCACAUUAUUGUUUGUUGGGACUUUGAUUUCUCUUAUAUUCCAUCAUAUGAUUCUUCGUGUAUUAAUUAGACUUACCUCGAGUCCGGAAUAGUAU